Ceratotherium simum simum (southern white rhinoceros) is the source of this 1940-nucleotide messenger RNA. It is a transcript of the gene CLEC3A, whose product is annotated as C-type lectin domain family 3 member A. The record is from RefSeq and is a predicted model, not a curated record. Gene Ontology annotation, biological process: ossification. Lineage: Eukaryota; Metazoa; Chordata; Mammalia; Perissodactyla; Rhinocerotidae.
CAUUCCAGGACAAGAUGUGGCUGUGCCGUCUACUUGUCCCUUAGCUACUUCAGAGGAGCUGGCAAAGUGGCCGUCAGCCUUGCCCGAGAGCCAUGGCAAAGAGUGGAAUUGUAAUUUACAUCCUGGUUAUCACCUUGCUCCUGGACCAGACCAGCAGCCACACGUCCAAGUUCAAAGCCAGGAAGCACAGCAAACGCCGAGUAAAAGAAAAGGAUGGAGACCUGAAAACUCAAGUUGAAAAGCUUUGGAGAGAAGUCAACGCCCUGAAGGAAAUGCAAGCCCUGCAGUCAGUCUGUCUCCGAGGCACAAAAUUUAACAAGAAAUGCUACCUUGCAUCAGAAAGCUCGAAGCACUUCCAUGAUGCCAAUGAAGACUGCAUUUCCAAGGGAGGGACCCUGGUUAUCCCCAGAAGCUCUGAUGAAAUCAAUGCCCUCCGAGACUAUGGUAAAAGGAGCCUGCCAGGUGUCAAUGACUUUUGGCUGGGCAUCAAUGACAUGGUCACAGAAGGCAAGUUUGUGGAUGUCAAUGGAAUCACCAUUUCCUUCCUCAACUGGGACAACGCACAGCCUAAUGGUGGCAAGCGGGAAAACUGUGCCCUGCUCUCCCAAUCAGCUCAGGGCAAAUGGAGUGACGAGGUCUGUGGUAGCAGCAAGAGGUACAUAUGUGAAUUUACCAUCCCUUAAUAGACCCUUCUCAAAUGCAUCUUCCAAGCAAGAUUGGUCAUGAUUUAUAGGCUGACGGUCCCCAAGAAUAAGUUAAAAUUGUCACACGGGAGACUGUGUCCUUAGGAAUAUAAGAGUCAGCCAAUUUUGCUACCAUAUUUCAUUGUCUUUGCCCUCCAUCUGGUAUGGAGGAUCAGAAAAUAAUGAUCCAGCCAUGUGCACACUGCUCAAGUGGCUUCUGCAAAAUGGACCAUCAAAUCCUUCUCUCUUGCUAGUCCCUCUGACUUGUAUAGACCAGGUCUGUGUUAAAAAUACGGUAGCUGGAAAGCAAGCUUAAGCUACCUGGAAGAUUUUCUCUUGAAAGUUUGGUAUAUAUUUGAUUGAUGAGAAUUCUCUGAAUCAGAGAUUCUAGGUGCUAUAUAAUCCAAAAACUUUCCAUCUGAGGCUCAAUCUACCCCAUGCUGGUCAUAGUGUCUUGUUAGACCACUACCCUUUCUUUGAGCUGCUGCGUCUCCCGGUGGGACUUGUAUCUUGUCGGCCACAUCAGAACACAAAUGUCUCAGAAAUGUUCUAAUUUAACUGUUUUCUUCAAGACCCCCUCCCCCCACCAUACACACACCUUUUUUUGGAAAUGCCCAGUUAAGAUCUGAAAGGAAAUGAUAAGGCAGCAUAUUUGGUCAGUUUCCACUCCCAGCAUUGCAUUACAAUUUCUGACUUGAAUGGGUAACCCCAAGGUAGAGCAGAGCAGCAGACUGUAAGGGAAAAGAAAAUAGGAAAAACAAAAUGUCUACUUUUCCUUUGCUUUAGCAUCCUUACCCUCCUUGAUGAAAUCGAGGCUGGACAUUAUAUAUGUUAGGUUCCUUUUUUUACAUACUUUAUAUACUUAUAUAUAUUUCAACAAUCAUCAUAUAUUUAAGCCUAUUAGGGGCAAUCUAUCUUUGGAGCUUGAAAAUUGGAUUUAAGUAAUACUAUUUCGGAGUCACACGUCUAUGCAAUAUUUUAUUCUGUCAAGUGCUAUUCCAAUUAAAUAGUUUAAUUAGAUUGUAUAAAAUAACUUCAUUGCUUAAUAUGAAACUACAGCUUAGGCUUGGGGGAAUGGGCUUUUUAGAAGCCAACAAUUCUAAGUACAUUCUGUUCCUCAAAUAACUUUUUUUUUCUUUAAAUGUUGCAUGUGUUUUGUGAACAGUAUCCCUCUAUGCAAACUUUAACUACAUGUGCUCAGAAUUAAGUUUUAGUUCUUUUCAUUGCACAAUAAUAAAGCCUGAAUUCUGAUCAAUG